Molecule: messenger RNA, 3089 nt
Organism: Ceratotherium simum simum (southern white rhinoceros)
Lineage: Eukaryota; Metazoa; Chordata; Mammalia; Perissodactyla; Rhinocerotidae
Source: RefSeq, a predicted model, not a curated record
UACGUGGGAAGCCGAUCGAGGCAAGAUUUCUGAGACAAGUUCUGGGGCUUACAAGACAGACUUGAGCUUUUCUAAAUCAUUUUGAAGUUCUAUUUAAAGGAUUAUAGCAUUCAAUUCUCUAUUAGUCCAAUAACAUCAUGGUGGAGCAGGAGGGAUUAUCGUCAUGCGGGCAUCCUCCGGAAAACUGUUAUUCAACGAUAGUUAUGACCUCCCGGUUACGUGCGUUGGGUGGAAGAAUUAAUAACAUACGCACCUCAGAAUUACCCAAAGAGAAAACACGAUCCGAAGUCAUCUGUAGCGUCUGCUUUUUAGAUGGCUUGGUACAGACCUUUAAAGUUAACAAACAAGACACUGGUCAGGUUCUUCUGGAUAUGGUAUACAACCACUUGGGCGUGACCGAAAAGGAAUAUUUUGGUUUGCAGCAUGGCGAUGACUCGGUGGAAUCUCCCAGAUGGCUGGAAUCGAGCAAACCCAUCAGGAAGCAGUUAAAAGGAGGUUUCCCCUGUACCCUGCAUUUUCGAGUAAGAUUUUUUAUACCUGAUCCCAACACACUGCAGCAAGAACAAACCAGGCAUUUGUAUUUCUUACAACUGAAGAUGGAUAUUUGUGAAGGAAGGUUAACCUGCCCUCUUAACUCAACAGUGGUCCUAGCGUCCUACGCAGUACAAUCUCGCUUUGGAGACUAUGAUUCUUCCAUUCAUCAUCCAGGCUAUCUUUCCGAUAGUCAGUUUAUACCAGACCAGAGCGAUGACUUUUUAAUGAAGGUGGAAUCUCUCCACAAGCAGCACAGUGGGCUGAAACAGUCAGAAGCUGAAUCUUGCUAUAUCAACAUCGCCCGGACCCUCGACUUCUAUGGAGUAGAGCUGCACGGUGGCAGGGAUCUGCACAACUUAGAUCUAAUGAUCGGAAUUGCUUCCUCGGGCAUUGCUGUGUACCGAAAAUAUAUUUGCACAAGUUUCUAUCCUUGGGUGAACAUACUAAAAAUUUCUUUCAAGAGGAAAAAGUUCUUUAUACAUCAGCGACAAAAGCAGGCGGAAUCCAGGGAACAUAUUGUGGCCUUCAACAUGUUAAAUUACCGAUCUUGCAAAAACUUGUGGAAAUCGUGUGUCGAGCACCAUACGUUCUUUCAGGCAAAGAAGCUACUACCUCAGGAGAAGAAUGUUCUGUCUCAGUACUGGACUCUGGGCUCGAGGAACCCCAAAAAGUCUGUAAAUAACCAGUAUUGCAAAAAGGUGAUUGGAGGGAUGGUGUGGAACCCAGCCAUGCGGAGAUCUUUAUCAGUGGAGCAUUUAGAAACCAAGAGUCUACCUUCUCGGUCCCCUCCUAUUACUCCCAACUGGCGGAGUCCUCGGCUCCGGCACGAAAUCCGAAAGCCGCGGCACUCUUCCGCAGACAACCUCACCAACGAGAUGACGUACAUUACCGAAACCGAAGAUGUGUUUUACACCUACAGGGGCUCCCUGUCCCCGAAAGACAGCGAUUCCGAGGUGUCUCAGAACCGAAGCCCGCACCGAAAGAGUAUAUCCGAGAACAAUCCAGCGCACAGCUACCUGACCCAGAAGUCAUCCAGUUCUGUGUCUCCAUCUUCAAAUGCUCCAGGCUCCUGCUCACCAGAUGGCGUCGAUCAGCAGUUCUUAGAGGACUUCCACAGGGUGACCAAAGCGGGCUCCACUGAGGACUCCAGCCAGUACUACUGUGACAAGAAUGAUAAUGGUGACGGCUACUUAGUCUUGAUCCGUAUCACGCCAGACGAAGAUGGAAAAUUUGGAUUUAAUCUAAAGGGAGGAGUGGAUCAAAAGAUGCCUCUUGUGGUCUCCAGGAUAAACCCAGAGUCACCUGCGGACACCUGCAUUCCUAAGCUGAACGAAGGGGAUCAAAUCGUGUUAAUCAAUGGCCGGGACAUCUCAGAACACACCCACGACCAGGUGGUGAUGUUCAUCAAAGCCAGCCGGGAGUCCCACACGAGGGAGCUGGCCCUGGUGAUCAGGAGGAAAGCUGUGCAUUCGUUUGCUGAUAUCAAAUCUGAAGAUGAGCUGAACCAGCUCUUCCCGGAGGCCAUUUUCCCUGUGUGUCCAGAGGGUGCGGACACUUUGGAGGGAUCCAUGGAACAGCUAAAGAAGGGCCUCGAAAGCGGGACGGUGCUGAUCCAGUUCGAGCAACUCUACAGAAAGAAGCCCGGGUUGGCCAUCACAUUUGCAAAGCUGCCUCAAAAUUUGGACAAAAACCGAUAUAAAGAUGUGCUGCCUUAUGACACCACCCGGGUAUUAUUGCAGGGAAGCGAAGAUUAUAUUAACGCGAGUUAUGUGAACAUGGAAAUUCCUUCUGCUAACCUUGUGAACAAGUACAUUGCCACUCAGGGACCCCUGCCACAUACCUGUGCACAAUUCUGGCAAGUCAUCUGGGAUCAGAAGUUAUCACUCGUCGUCAUGUUGACAACCCUCACAGAGCGAGGGCGGACCAAAUGUCACCAGUACUGGCCUGAUCCUCCCGACGUCAUGGAACACGGCAGCUUUCACAUCCGGUGUCAGUCAGAGGACUGCACCAUCGCUUAUGUGUUCCGGGAAAUGCUGGUCACGAACACCGAGACCAGAGAAGAGCACACUGUGACGCAUCUCCAGUACGUCGCGUGGCCUGACCAUGGCGUGCCCGAUGACUCCUCAGACUUUCUGGAAUUUGUAAACCAUGUGAGGUCCCUGAGAGUGGACGGUGAACCUGUGUUAGUUCACUGCAGUGCUGGAAUAGGUCGAACCGGCGUGUUGGUCACCAUGGAAACAGCCAUGUGCCUAAUUGAGAGAAACCUGCCCGUUUACCCACUGGAUAUUGUCCGGAAAAUGCGAGACCAGCGUGCCAUGAUGGUGCAGACGUCAAGCCAGUACAAGUUCGUGUGUGAAGCGAUUCUUCGUGUUUAUGAAGAAGGCUUAGUCCAAAUGCUGGAUCCCAGUUAAGACAACUGUGAAAUGUUCAUUCCUCUCUCCCAAGCGCAUCCUCCUUAAGGACAGACCUUCUUCUCUCUGGAAGCACCAAGAGGGAUCUGUAGGCUGUGGGAAAGGAAUGAGCACAUUUGAACCCAGGCACUUUAAAUUUCUGUA